GAGACCGGAAAACGGGCGUGGAAAAAAGCGCCGCGUUUAUGGAGUAAACACAGCGAGCGGGUCAUCAUGAGCUCCAUGAGGACCAUCAUGGCCUGCGUGGCGGCUCUCGCGGCUGUAGGGACCGGGAUCGGGAUGUGGAAUACUGUGGCCCCUGGAGAGGAGAGAAAAAAAGAAAUACUGAAGAACCUGCCCGAGUCCAAUCCAGCACGGAUGGAGGAGAGCAGGAAGAGGAACGCUCUGAUGAUGCAGGUCCUGAAAGAGGCCGCAGAGACCAACGACAACAUCGCUCGAGGAUACGGGAGCCGGAAAUGAAGAGGAUGAGUUUCCAGUGAAUACAGGAGCUCCGCCGUAAUGCUGAGUGAACUGGAGGAACACGUAAAAAUAUGGGGCCUGGCUGGUCAUCUCCACAUCUCCUGACCUUCAGCCUUCACAUAUCUCCGCCCAUGUCGGCCGCAGUGUGGAAAGAGACUGUAAUUAAAGACUCGUUAUUAAAAUCUCAGUAAAGCAGAUGAUGAGCGUCUAAAAUGGCUGUAAUUAAGUUUGUGAAGCCCAGUCUUUCAUUUGUGUCCUGCCAGUGUCCUGUCAGUGUGAGUGCGUAUGACUGUUGUGAUUGAUCCAGAACUCUGUUGCUGAUCAGGGUCACUGAAUUAAAGCUUGAAUAUCACACAAUAAACCUCAGUGUUUUAUCAUAAA
Molecule: messenger RNA, 693 nt
Organism: Pygocentrus nattereri (red-bellied piranha)
Lineage: Eukaryota; Metazoa; Chordata; Actinopteri; Characiformes; Serrasalmidae
Product: ubiquinol-cytochrome-c reductase complex assembly factor 3
Exons: 2
Coding region: 67-312 (81 amino acids)
Biological process (GO): mitochondrial respiratory chain complex III assembly
Source: RefSeq, a predicted model, not a curated record